AUGUCGGCCCAAGUCGCACCCACCAUUCCUCCACGCCCAACCCGCUCCGCCCAACAAGCUGCUGCUCAGGGUGUCAGCAAGCUACCCGAUAUCCCUCCACGACCUAUCAACAAGCGUAUCGACCGUUCUGUCUCUCCUGCCAACUACCCUCGUUCUCCGCUCAAUGAGCCAUGGAACACAAACCUCAGCCGCCGGAGAAGUAAUGACCAGACAAAUGUCGAAGCUUUACCUCGCCCACCAAGCGUUCAGAAUCUCCCCUCCCUCGGACAGGAAGGCAAUGAAUAUGGCGACAUUCUGUCCAUGCAAACCAGCCAACAGCCACCAUCUUCCUCUUUGGGUGCGGAUGCCGCCGCUCAAACUCGGAAUAUCGGCCAGGAUCUUCAUUUGCAUGCUCCAAAGCCAUCGCUGCCCAAAUCCAGCGCCACUGCUCAAGUUCAAGCUGUGACCAGAACUGAUUCCCAACAAGCGGCCUACCAUGGCCUCGGCAAGCCUCCCACACCAGCCCAAGAGGAAGGCGACUCUCUCCAUACAGUGAGAACCAGAAAUAGCUUUUCCAGACCCGGUUCCACCGUCGAAGGUGGCGGCCGCCGUUCUUCUGUUUAUGGCGGAGAAGAAACCGGUCCUGCUGAGAUUGGUCUUCGAGUACCCAUCAAUCCCCUACUCGGAGAUGUCCAAGCUCCUUCUCCAGCUCCUCACAGCCCGCACAAUACCGGAGGCAAUGGAGAAAAGAGAAGACCUCACCAUUCCAGAACAAAAAGUGGUCGCGAGAUCUUUGCCCCACCUGGCAGCUAUGGGCUCCACGGUCACGGUCUCCCUCCACAGGACAAGUUCGAAAAGGACUGGUAUGCCAAACACCCCGACGUGGCCCAACAUGAGGAAACACACGGUCAUGGCGUGUAUGAGAGCAUCGGCAGUGGACGCGGUAGCUUCGCUUUGAGCAGUGAUGACUUGAACAAGAUCGUCCGUAACACCGCGAGCCGUGGUGCUGGAUUCGGUACUUCCGGCAACACUUUCUCCUACCCGGAUGAACAGAUUGGAUAUACAGCCUCCGAAUUCUAUACUACACGAUCGCAGCAGAACACCCCAAAUAGUCUUGCAAAGACUAUCACAAACACAUCCCAGCCCGCAGCUGAGUCGCCAUUGAGAAAAUCUAGUUUCCCUGCUGAUGAGACUGCACCAGCUGAGAUUCGUCGUGGUUCCAGACUCUCUGUUUCCGGCAGAUCGGAUGAUGCAGUUGAGAGCGAAGCUGAACAGGAAGUUCACAUUGAGCCUCAACGACGAUAUAAUAAAAUCACCGGUGGUGAAGAGACUAUGAAUGAGACGCAACAAACUCGACCUCAUGCCCUUCAUCGCACCAGUGAAGGCGACUAUAUCGAAGAGCAUGGCUAUACUGUCCCAAUUCUUGCCGAAGAUGAAGUUGCCAAAGCUGUUGGGAUCGAACACCUUCAGCCAGCAGUGUCUCCCAAAGCAGAACGCCACGAGGGCUAUCGUAGUGGUGAUGCCACUCCCGGCUCCCGCCCAUCCAGCAGACCGACGAGUGUGUAUGGACUAUCCGGAGCUUCGUCCUCUUUGCAACGCUUUAUCUCGCACCAUGAUGAUCAACAUACUCCUCUGGAAGACGUGGAAGAAUACGAACCACUCUUUCCAGAUGACGAUGGCAAAAAGGCUAUCAGCCAUGCCGAAAGAUUCAAGCAGAGACCGAACAGCCUGAAACAACGUUUCCCCAGUCAAGACAUCUGGGAGGACACUCCAAGCAGUGUGAUGUACUCUGCAGAAGUCUCAACACCAGAUCUGCCUGCCCAGCUCGACGGCCAGGAGCCAUCCAAGACAUUCGAGCUACCUGAGCAGGAAGGUGCACGAAAGGGUGAACCGUCUGAGGCCGAGCGCCAGAAGCUUAUUCCGAAUGAAGAGAGACUCGCCAAAUCUCGCUUCGCUCCCCAUCUUCGAGAUGACAUGCCUACGCGACCAGGACAACUACCUAGAUUCCCAAGUUCGGACAUCUGGGAAGACAGCCCAGACAGCCACCAUCUAGUUGCCACUGUUAACAGUCUCCCUGUCGAUGAUGAGCCAGAGAGCCCUGCAGAUGCUGUUUCCAAGCCCAUGAUUCCUCCCCGACCAGCCAGGAGUCGUCUUGGAGAAGAAGCUUCCUCGGCUCAGGUUGCCCCAAGUAUACCUGCCAGACCUUCAAAGCAGGCUCAUGCUGUACCUUCGGUUAGAGUACCUACCACUGACGCAAGUGGUCAGAAAGCUCCCUCUCCAACAGAAUUGAGAAAAGUUCCCAGUAUUCCUGAUAGGCCGAAGCCUCAAAUUCCAUCAAGGCCAGCUAAAAAGUUGUCUGGAGACUCCCUUACAAAGUCAAUUUCAGGCGAAUCUGCCGGUCCUGCUGAGCAAGAGAAGGUUUCACCUCCAAUCCCGAAAGUCAAACCACAGGUUCCUGCCCGACCAGGCGCUGGCAGCAAAAUCGCAAAUCUACGAGGCAACUUUAUGAACGAUUUAAAUCAGAAACUCGGACUUGGACCACCAAAAGAGAAGGAGAAAGAGCCAGAACAGGCGCCAGAAGAAGUGAAACCAUUGGAAGAUGCUCGCAAAGGCAGGGCUAGAGGUCCUCAAAGAAGAGCCCCGGCUAAAUCGCCAGCAGCAUCAGGUCCUCCCACCCUCAAUUUCUCCAUGUUCAAACCUCAUGCUUUAUGGACGAUUGAUGACACAGAUGAAGUGAACAUUAUCUCGCAGGCUGCUAAGAAGGCUGAGGAGCCCUCAAAUCUGGGAGCCGCACCACUCUCAAGUACGCUUUCGAAUGAGAAAGCCGAACAAAUCGAGAACUCGACUGUGGCUGAUGCACCCCUUCCACCUACGAUAGAUACAACGGAUCACGCUCCAGUACCAAAAGAAGAAACUGAAAAGGAUGCACCUUCCCAAGAGUCGCGAACAGAAUUUGCUUCUGAAAUUGCGAAGCAUACUGAAGGUGAUUUGGCCGAGCCUACUCUGGGUACUCCAACGCAAGAGAUUGCGAAUCCAUUGAGUCACACUGUAUCUGAUGAGGAUUUUGGACUGUCAAAAGAAACCACCGCCAGUAGUGAUGAAGCCUCCGGUCCACCACUUGAAAGAGAAGAUCCAGACCCAAAUACCGACGCCAUUCCAGUGAGCAAACAAACUACUGCAAGCACCGAUGCAGGGACUGUCCCCCUCGAACAGACUCUGACUCGUGAACCUUCGGCGUUGGAAGAGCCUCGUACUAACACCCUUACGGAAGGUGAGCCCGGCAAGGCAAGUGCCGAACAGGUAUAA
Messenger RNA from Exophiala bonariae, 3285 nucleotides. RefSeq lists its product as uncharacterized. The coding region runs from base 1 to 3285 and encodes 1094 amino acids. The transcript has 2 exons. NCBI's taxonomy places the organism in Eukaryota, Fungi, Ascomycota, Eurotiomycetes, Chaetothyriales, Herpotrichiellaceae. The record is from RefSeq and is a predicted model, not a curated record.